AUGGCGGUACAGUAAAUAGUAUCAGCUCUGCCUCCUUUCUCCUUUGCUGCAGCGAUGAAAGCAGACUAGACAAUCGAGUUAGAUCCGCAGAUGUGGUAUAUAAUCGUCUGUCAGACAUUUUAGUGCCAGUACGCAGCCUGGUGAGCUACCAGCUCUGCGGUGGGUUUUCUUUUCUCGAACACUGUGGGUUUUUUCUGUCUCCAAGGGGAACCAAAGCAAGCUGAGAUACAGAGUGGGGAGGCAGACGAGUCCGGCCCACUGCAGCGUGAAUCACCACAGACUCGCCCUAUCGCUGAAUUUGCGUUCGUUUUUCUGUCGACGUGCGCAUCCCCUCGGAGACGGAAGGUGAAGUGGAGGGAAGGGACGUGAACCGACUCGGUUUUCGACUCUCUGCCGCAGCCUGAGGCGAGCUGCUAGGCAGAGCAUGCUAAAGAAUGAGCCAAAGGGACACGCUGGUUCAUUUGUUCGCCGGAGGAUGUGGUGGUACAGUAGGCGCCAUUUUGACUUGUCCUCUGGAAGUGGUGAAAACAAGGUUGCAGUCCUCUUCCAUCACACUUUACAUCUCUGAAGUCCAGCUCAGCACCGUGAACGGAGCCAGUGUGGCCCGUGUUUCUCCACCAGGACCCUUGCACUGUCUCAAGUUGAUUCUGGAGAAAGAAGGUCCUCGCUCACUGUUCAGAGGACUGGGCCCCAACCUUGUAGGCGUGGCACCUUCCAGGGCAAUCUACUUUGGAGCCUACUCUACAGCCAAGGAGAAGCUGAAUGGAGUGCUGGAGCCAGACUCGACCCAGGUGCACAUGUUGUCUGCUGGGAUGGCAGGGUUCACUGCCAUCACAGCCACCAACCCUAUCUGGCUGAUCAAGACCCGGCUGCAGCUAGACUCCAGAAACCGAGGAGAGCGGCGUAUGAAUGCAUUCGAGUGCGUGCGGCGGGUGUACCAGCUGGAUGGCUUUCGGGGUUUCUACAGGGGAAUGUCAGCUUCGUAUGCUGGCAUUUCUGAGACUGUGGUCCACUUUGUGAUCUAUGAAAGUAUCAAACGAAAACUGCACGAGUCCAAAGUCCAUACCAGCAUGGACGAAGAGGACGAGACUUCUAAGGAUGCCUCAGACUUUGUGGGCAUGAUGCUCGCAGCAGCCACAUCUAAGACCUGUGCCACCUCCAUCGCCUAUCCUCAUGAAGUGAUCCGCACACGGCUACGAGAAGAAGGCAGCAAGUACCGCUCCUUCUUCCAAACUCUUCUGACAGUCCCCAAAGAGGAGGGAUACCGGGCGCUGUACCGUGGCCUGACCACCCACCUUGUCAGACAGAUUCCUAAUACUGCUAUUAUGAUGUGCACCUAUGAGGUGGUGGUGUACCUGCUCGGCCGUUAGCAAACUGUGGCCUUCUCCUUCCUGUUUAAAAGGGACGAUGGUAAAUAACUGAGAAGGAUGCCAUUUUGACUUGGAAUGGUAGGUUUAAACCGUGAAAGAGAAGACCAAAGUAAACCAGAAGAUGCUCUAAUGAACCAGAGAAGGAUCAAGGAAUAAGAUGCAGCUAAUGGAGAGAAUAUCAGCAUCAUCAGGUGGAGGGUACGCAGCUCAGAGGAGAGGUGCAGUUGUUAGAGAUCUGUUCGAUUUGACUUCAAGCUGAAUUCAGUGGCCUGAAAAAUUAUUAGUUUGGAUGAAAAAAGUGUAAAACAAAAUUAACAAUAAAAUAUUUUCAGAUAUUCUACAUGGGGAAUGUUUAGAGACAACUUUCAGGAUGCAUUGAGGCUUAAUUUUAAUCAAUUUCAAUAGUUCACAAAUCUGUUUUGCACACCUUGUCUCUAGUAGCCUGCACUUUUCCAGGUACAGGAAUGUCCAAAAAAGCUGAAGUUGUGUUUGAGACAAAGGUGUCUCUAUGUUUUUAGGUCACCUCAAUCACUCUUCUUCGCUCUAAACUUAGACUUAAAAGGUUUGCCUCUAAACACUGCAUUUAGUUGCAUCUCAAUGAAUAAGAAUAUCAUCAAAAGUUAAUUUAGGCAGUUCAAUAAAGUCACACUUGCAUUUUAUGUCGAUAUAUUACACACAGAGUGACAUUUUUCAAAUGCUUUAUCUGUUCAUUUUGAUGAUGAUGUCUUGCAGCUAACAAAAGCUCAAAAUGUUGUCCUUUUGAAUUUCCCCACACUCUGGAAAGGGCUUUGGUUCACUGUCUUUUCAAGGCUGUGUUGCAUAUUGUUGUUGCAUGAGCCUUUUUUUUCACCACAGGUUAUAUUCCACUCAACUUUCCAUUAAGAUACUUGUACACAGCAUUCUGAACAGCCAGUUAUGUUUUUUUCCUGCGCUGUUAUGAGGAAGAGAGUCUCUAUAAACAACUAAAGCUCAUUGCUAAAGAAGCUGAUUCUACAGGCUGCUGUAUGCAUGCAUUUUAAUGGAGAGUUAAGUGGAUGGAAAAUAUAUUGUGGAAAAAUGUGCACAAGGGGGAUAACCACAACGUUAAGAUUGUGAAGCAAAUGCCAUUCAAAACUUUGGAGGAAAUUCACAAGGUUUGAACUGAAAUUUAGUUUUUCUUAUACUUGUCAAAAUUAGCAGAAACAAACACUUAAAAUAUAUCACUCUCUGCAUAACAAGUCAUUAUAAGUUCCACUUUUUGAAUAGAUUUGCCGAAGUAAAAACUUUUAGAUGAUAAUCUAAUGUAUUGAGCUGCACCUGUGUAUGUCCCCUAAAUGACCAGCAUUGAGUGGUAAGAGCCUGUGCACCAAAACAUAGGUUAAAAAUCUGACCACCUGUGUGUGUGCUUUACUCCCCCUCUUGACCUCUUGGCUCUGUGAUGAUACGGUUUCGUUCAAGUUGGCCUUCCGUUUGGAGGUAUGUCUUUGAUAGCUCUGAAAAAUACGUUUUGAAGACCUACUUUCGCUCAACAAGUCACUGCUCAGAACCUAGGACUUAUGAUUUGGAAGCAGAAAGUUAGGUCUUUCAUGAGAUACGAAGCCUGCAUGUGGUUGUUACUGCGUCCUUAAUGUACGGAGUGUCUUCUGCUAGAGUUACUACUUGAAUAUAAUGUGACAGUUUUCGGAAAAUGUUGGAGUGGGAGGAUGUUGAAAGGUUCCUCAUCUAAAGGCCUGUCUGUGUGAGAGGAUGUGUGCCUCUGCAGUCAUGUGUGCCUGUACGUCGAACAAAUAUAUACUCCAGAUAUCCAUUUACUAACUGUUAAUCUUGCAAUACAGUGCAGUUUGGAAUGUUGAUAGUAAGAGCUUAGGUUCCCACUCACACCAGUCCUUUCUUCCCAGUGGCUUCCAACUGACCUGAUAACAUGCACUUUUGUGGCCUUUCAGGGCUCGUGCUUUGCUUUCCAUUGUGUGGACGGACUAAACUUGUACAUUGUGAAAGAAAAACAAAGUAUUACUGUAUUUCUAAAUGGUAUUUUCUGUUCUCAUAGCAGAUGCUUGUACAGUUUAGACUUUCCAUUUGUUGUGAAGGAUGUUCAGAUGUUUUUCUGUACUAAAAUAGUGUGUAUGAAUAUCUGUUUUUGUUUCUUCCUGAGCCACUCUUCUGGUCAUGCUGUAGUUUGCCUUCUCAAAAGAUUGUUUUCAUUUUUGUGCAAUUGAACCUGUUUUGACAUUGACUGUUGACAGACGUAUUAACAUCGCUUGGCUACUUUUUCCUGUGUUUGUAUGUUGCAGAGAAUCGAUAACUGCUGCAAAUAAAAAAAAAAAUUUGAAGUGUUAAGAGACCGAGCAUUGAUUAGGUUUGUUAGGUCCAUUAAAAAAGGGUUGAAUUUUGCAAAGGUUAGUCAUGUCUGUUAAUUAGAACGUUUCCAUGUGCUUUACGCUCUGCCAGACUGUGCUGUUGUUUUCUAUGCCGCUUGUUUUAAAUCUCAUAUUUUGGGAGUUUCUAUGGGGGAGUUCAGAAACUGGAAUCAUUUUUCAGACCCUACAGGGUUGUAGAUAUAUAUAUAUAUAUAUAUAUAUGUACAUAUAAUAUACACAUUUGUUUCUCUGGUGAAAAUAAACGGAGAGCUUUCAUGAUUCAUGUUUCAGAACACCCGACACAAACUCCCUGUGUUGCAAUAUCAUUUCAGAGGCAAACUAAUCUGUUGUAACGUGUAUUAGCUUUUCAGUUCUGGCAUGUCUGGCAUGCUACCACCCUAUGGUAUUAGUUUUCCUUUUUUUGGUCAAAAGGAAAGAAGACGUGCUUAUUUGAUGUCCAUUUGUUGCUGUGAAACACUAAUAGCUUUGAUUUAUGUUAUCGGCUGUGCUGCCGUAGUGCAUGAGGUCACAUUACCUGAAUGUGAUGUGUGAAAACAACUGAACAAACCAUGCAAACAUUUCGCUUGAUAACUUAUCAUUCACGUCAGCGUCUGUGAGCGAGUCAGUGUCUUAGGGAGGUUCCCCCUGGAUAGGGUGCAGCCUGAAACAGGGUUGAACUAUGCUAAGAUAUUAUGUUUCCCAGGUCCGUCAUUUGUGUGUUUGUAUGUUUUAUCUUUGUUUUUUAAACACAAAAGCCAAUAAAAAACUAUUUACAACUACA
This is a messenger RNA of Girardinichthys multiradiatus, 4487 nucleotides long. RefSeq names its product solute carrier family 25 member 36-A-like. Gene Ontology annotation, biological process: pyrimidine nucleotide import into mitochondrion. Gene Ontology annotation, cellular component: mitochondrion. The record is from RefSeq and is a predicted model, not a curated record. Bases 435 to 1370 code for a protein of 311 amino acids. The transcript has 7 exons. Lineage: Eukaryota; Metazoa; Chordata; Actinopteri; Cyprinodontiformes; Goodeidae. Gene Ontology annotation, molecular function: pyrimidine nucleotide transmembrane transporter activity.